This is a messenger RNA of Oncorhynchus tshawytscha (Chinook salmon), 3325 nucleotides long. RefSeq names its product hyaluronan and proteoglycan link protein 3. Gene Ontology annotation, molecular function: hyaluronic acid binding. The transcript has 5 exons. NCBI's taxonomy places the organism in Eukaryota, Metazoa, Chordata, Actinopteri, Salmoniformes, Salmonidae. Gene Ontology annotation, biological process: cell adhesion. The record is from RefSeq and is a predicted model, not a curated record. The coding region runs from base 191 to 1279 and encodes 362 amino acids.
CUUUCGUUCAUUUCAAGAGGAUUGCUCUGGAUGACGUCGGAUCUCUUAUUCUCCCUAAAAAUGGCAAUGGGAAGAAUUGGGACCAGGCGUGUAGCUAUCUCACAAAGACACAUCAGGGGGAACAUGAACUGACACGACGUUACAUCUAAUCCCUCACAGAAUAAAUCAGAUCCAGUGUUCCGUGGUGAGGAUGUUGAACCUACUACGCCCCCUACUGGUCGUCUGGAUGUACCACCUCGUCUCCAGCCACGCCGCCCCAAGAUACAACAACGGCUUUUUCUAUCACGACAUCAUGAACGGCGAUGGCAACGGAGAGAUCUAUUUCAACGGGGUGCGUCUCCAUGUGGAGUCCCCCCAGGCCUCGGUGUCGGCGGCCAGGGGUAGUAAUGUUACCCUGCCCUGUCACUACCGCUACGAACCCGAGAUCAACGGCCCCCGUCGGACCCGGGUCAAAUGGUCUUGGCUGCCCACCAACGGCGCCGGCAAGACCACCCGUGAGACCGACGUGAUGGUCGCCAUGGGCAACCGUCACCGUAGCUACGGCAGCUUCCAGGGGAGGGUGCGCCUGCGUCGGGCUGCUCCAGGGGACAUGUCGCUGGUGAUCAAGGAGCUGCACCUGAACGACACAGGCCGCUACCGCUGUGAGGUCAUCGACGGACUGGAGGACGAAAGCGUGACGGUGGAGCUGGAGCUGCGAGGAGUGGUAUUUCCCUACCACUCCCAGAAGGGCCGAUACCAUUUCAACUUCCUGGGGGCCCAGCGUGCGUGUGAGGAGCAGGAUUCGACCCUGGCCACCUUUGACCAGCUCUUUGUCGCCUGGGAGGAGGGGCUCGACUGGUGCAACGCCGGAUGGUUGGCUGAUGGGACGGCUCAGUACCCAAUCACCACACCGCGGGAGCCCUGUGGGGGCGUGGACUUAGCCCCUGGUCUCCGUAGUUAUGGACAACGCCACCGCCACCUCCACCGUUUUGAUGCCUUCUGUUUCUCAGCCGCCCCCAAGGGGACAGUAUACUUCCUGAAACAACCCCAGAAGUUCAACUUCACAGAGGCGGUGGCAGCGUGCGUUGACGACGGCGGUCAGAUCGCUAAGGUGGGCCAACUCUACGCCGCCUGGAGGUUCAUGGGAUUAGACCUCUGCGUCGCAGGCUGGUUGGCCGAUGGGAGCGUCCGUUACCCCAUCGCCAAGGUCCACCCUAACUGCGGCCCCUCAGAGCCAGGGGUGCGUCAUUUCGGAUUCCCCCCUCAGCAGCAGAAAUACAUUGUCUACUGCUAUCGGUAAACCCCCUCAACGAAAACCACAAUAUAUCAGUAUGAAGCAGUACUACAGUAUGACAGAUAGCCUCUACUAGUUAACUUCUCUAUUCACCACAGACACCACACUAGCCUGCAUGCUACUUAGCAUUAGCUACAUCUGCUCUUACAGCGUCCGCUGUAUAGUCAUAGUGAACUGUCUUAAUCUCCUCAUAUUGAACAUACUAUCAGUCAUACUCCCCGCUGAGACUCCAACCAGUACUGAUACACAUACUGUAUACUGGCUAUUUAGGGUAGUGUUGUCAGGUUUGGCUCACAGUAAACUCAGGGAAGGUGUUCAACCCACAGCAUUGCCCUCGUGAUGCUUCGCCAGUGAUUUUUCUUUUAUCCAACCAAGGUCUUUCCCUUGGUGUUUUGUUGAACUGUGUUUUGCUAUGUCUCACUGUUCCUGAUGUUAUUUCAGUUCAAUGUAUGUCAUUCAUAGUCUUAGGCACAUUUCUGGAUGAUCCUCUUUGUGUUAGAAUGUCUUUUCAUGUCUUGUUUUUAUAAGGGUUGGAAUGGAAUGAUGAAAUUAAUGACUAUGAGUACUUUUUCUUUUUAUACAUUUACAAAAAAAAAUGCCCAAAAAACGUUUUUUUUGCUUUUGUCGUUAAGAGGUUUUGUGUGUAGUUUGAUGAGGGGAACAAUAAGGAAUAUGAUUAACGUUGUAACGUAAAACAAAAUGUGGAAAAAGUCCAGGGUUCUGAAUACUUUCCGAAUGCACUGUAGACUGUCAUGUUGGAAGGGGAUUUGACAGUAUUUUGUGACCUUGUAGAGGAGCUCAGUGUUAAAAGGCUUCCAUGUGUAUCGUUCUACUUUAAAUCAGGUUGUCUGACUUUAAUUAAAUCAUGCUGCUUUAAAUCAGGUUGUAUGACUUUAAUUAAAUCAUGCUACUUUAAAUCAGGUUGUCUGACUUUAAUUAAAUCAUUCGACUUUAAUUAAAUCAUGCUACUUUAAAUCAGGUUGUCUGACUUGAAUUCAAUUGUGCUACUUUAAAUCAGGUUGUCUGACUUGAAUUCAAUCGUUCUACUUUAAAUCAGGUUGUCUGACUAAUUAAAUCAUGCUACUUUAAAGCAGGUUGUCUGACUUGAAUUAAAUCAUGCUACUGUAAAUCAGGUUGUCUGACUUGAAUUCAAUCGUUCUACUUUAAAUCAGGUUGUCUGACUUGAAUUCAAUCGUGCUACUUUAAACCAGGUUGUCUGACUAAUUAAAUCAUGCUACUUUAAAUCAGGUUGUCUGACUUGAAUAAAAUCAUGCUACUGUAAAUCAGGUUGUCUGACUUGAAUUCAAUCAUGCUACUUUAAACCAGGUUGUCUGACUAAUUAAAUCAUGCUACUUUAAAUCAGGUUGUCUGACUUUAAUUAAAUCAUUCGACUUUAAUUAAAUCAUGCUACUUUAAAUCAGGUUGUCUGACUUGAAUUCAAUUGUGCUACUUUAAAUCAGGUUGUCUGACUUGAAUUCAAUCGUUCUACUUUAAAUCAGGUUGUCUGACUAAUUAAAUCAUGCUACUUUAAAGCAGGUUGUCUGACUUGAAUUAAAUCAUGCUACUGUAAAUCAGGUUGUCUGACUUGAAUUCAAUCGUUCUACUUUAAAUCAGGUUGUCUGACUUGAAUUCAAUCGUGCUACUUUAAACCAGGUUGUCUGACUAAUUAAAUCAUGCUACUUUAAAUCAGGUUGUCUGACUUGAAUAAAAUCAUGCUACUGUAAAUCAGGUUGUCUGACUUGAAUUCAAUCAUGCUACUUUAAACCAGGUUGUCUGACUAAUUAAAUCAUGCUACUUUAAAUCAGGUGGUCUGACUUGAAUUCAAUCAUUCUACUUUAAAUCAGGUUGUCUGACUUGAAUUCAAUUGUGCUACUUUAAACCAGGUUGUCUGACUAAUUAAAUCAUGCUACUUUAAAUCAGGUUGUCUGACUUGAAUAAAAUCAUGCUACUUUAAAUCAGGUGGUCUGACUUGAAUUCAAUCAUUCUACUUUAAAUCAGGUUGUAUGACUAAGUGUUCUACCAAAUUAAUAAAAUAAUGUCAAUGGUCAAGUC